Molecule: messenger RNA, 3464 nt
Organism: Pteronotus mesoamericanus
Lineage: Eukaryota; Metazoa; Chordata; Mammalia; Chiroptera; Mormoopidae
Gene: SLC29A3
Product: solute carrier family 29 member 3
Exons: 6
Coding region: 53-1480 (475 amino acids)
Biological process (GO): nucleoside transmembrane transport
Cellular component (GO): Golgi apparatus; plasma membrane
Molecular function (GO): nucleoside transmembrane transporter activity
Source: RefSeq, a predicted model, not a curated record
GCAGCGGCCGCGGCGGCCGGGGAGACGGCGGUGGCGGUGGCGCGCUGGCGACAUGGCCUUUGUCUCAGAGGAUGACUUUCGUCACAGUUCCAACUCCACCUAUAGAACCACAAGCAGCGCUCUCCACACUGACCAGGACGCGCUGCUUGAGAAGCUGCCGGACUGCUCCCCACCCCACCUGCAGAGGCCCGAGGACCGUUUCAAUGGGGCCUACAUCAUCUUCUUCAGCCUCGGCAUUGGUGGCCUUCUGCCAUGGAACUUCUUUAUCACUGCCAAGGAGUACUGGAUAUUCAAACUCUGCAACUGCUCCAGCCCAGCCCCAGGGGAGGAAACUGAGGACUCAGACAUCCUGAAUUACUUUGAGAGCUACCUUUCCAUCGCUUCCACCGUGCCCUCCGUGCUGUGCCUCGCGGCGAACUUCCUGCUUGUCAACAGAGUUCCGAUUCGUGUCCGUGUGCUGGCCUCGCUGACUGUCAUGCUGGCCAUCUUCGUGGUAAUGACCGUGCUGGUGAAGGUGGACACCUUCUCCUGGACCCGCAGCUUCUUUGCUGUCACCAUCGCCUGCAUGGCCAUCCUCAGUGGCUCCUCCACCGUCUUCAAUAGCAGCAUCUUCGGCAUGACUGGCUCCUUCCCUAUGAGGAAUUCCCAGGCACUUAUAUCAGGAGGAGCCAUGGGCGGCACCAUCAGUGCCGUGGCCUCCCUGGUGGACCUGGCGUUGUCCAACGAUGUGACAAACAGCACCCUGGCCUUCUUUCUGACGGCGGACGUCUUCCUCAGCCUCUGCAUCGGGCUCUACCUGCUGCUGCCGCGGCUGGAGUACGCCAGGUACUACAUGCGGCCUGUUUGGCCGCCCCACGUGUUUUCUGGUGAAGAACAGUCAUUCCAGGACUCGCCCAGUGCCCCUUUGGUGGCUCCCGGAUCCAGCUCCUCCCCAACACCACCCCUCGUCCCCAUCCUAAAGAAGACGGCGGGCCUGGGCUUCUGUGUCAUCUACCUCUUCUUCAUCACCAGCGUCAUCUUCCCUGCCAUCUCCACCAACAUUGAAUCCCUCGACAAGGACUCAGGCUCACCGUGGACCGCUAAGUUCUUUGUCCCCCUCACUGCCUUCCUCCUGUUCAACUUUGCUGACCUGUGUGGCCGGCAGAUCACGGCCUGGAUCCAGGUGCCAGGGCCCAGAAGUAAGGCGCUCCCCGCGCUCGUGCUGCUCCGGACCGGCCUCGUCCCCCUCUUCAUGUUCUGCAACUUCCAGCCCCGUGUCCACCUGCAGACGGUGGUCUUCCCGUCCGACAUCUACCCAGUGCUGUUCAGCUCCCUGCUGGGGCUCAGCAACGGCUACCUCAGCACCCUAGCCCUCAUCUACGGGCCCAAGAUCGUGUCCAGGGAGCUGGCCGAGGCCACAGGGGUGGUGAUGUCCUUUUACAUGUAUGUAGGCUUGGUACUCGGCUCGGCCUGCUCUGCCCUGCUUGUGCACCUCAUCUAGCAGGGGUCAGUGGCAAGAGAGUCGGCACCGCAAGCCCGGUGAGAAGGACGGGACCAGCCGGGAGGGCUCGGCGGGCGUGCAGAGGUCUGGAGUUGGGCUCAGUGCAGAGAGCGAAGCACACCCGGGCCUCAUCUCUACCUGGGGAGCCGGUGACACGUGCUGUCUCCGUGCCAGGCAGAGACAUUCCAGACACUUUAACAGAGCACUCCCGAGACUUUUGAAGAAGAGCGAAAGACAUCUGAAUAAGACACAGUUACACAGACGCGAAGUGGGGUAUCACUUUCCUAGCUGAUGGUUACAUUCCGCCUUAUUUGUAGCCUCUUGGGGACUGUGUUGCCAGUGUUUGGCUCAGUUAAGUGCUAAAACCCAGCCUUGCUCCUUCCAGCUGACAGCACGAUGGGAGAAUUCUCAGCUCUCCCUAACCAGAGGGGUCCCGCUGGAAAAGAAGUCCCCAUGGGAUGGCCAGUCGUCAGGUUCAGGGCCCAAGCCCAUGCAGACGCGUCUUUCUGUGGGUGGGAGGGCACCCUCCCACCAGCAGGACAGGUCUGCCAGGAAGCCUUCAUUCCUGAAACUUGGGCUCCAGAAAGUCUCCCUGUGCCAGAGACCAAGUGUGUCAGGCCUGGGCUUUCAAAUAGGGAUCUUUAAAGUGGUCUAUGGCCUGGGUCAGGGCUGUGCCUUUUAACUUGAUGUUUACAACAUUGUCAUUUAUCCAAGGGCAUAAUAAAUACCUGGGCAUUUAUUUGUAUUCCUAAGUGGCACAGAACAAUCAAACCUGAUCUUGAACUCCUAAGUCCUCAGCCACCUGCUCUCUUGCUCUUCUAGUUGAGCUCUGACUCACUUCUUGGUUCUUGACACCUGCUGUUCCACUUAAUGAAGUGUCUGUAUUAGUCAGGGUCUUGGUAGGAAAGAAUACUCAAAAUGGGUAAUUUGAGGAUAUUUGAAGAGUGAGUGUAGGAUGCUGAGGAGGGCGUACAUCCAACCUGCUGUGACCUACAAGAGGUGAAUUUUCUCCCGCCCUCCCAUCUCCUUAGAUCUCCCAGUCCCUGUGGCCUGAACCACCGCCAAGGAGCAGGCGCAGAAGGUGGAGAGGGGAUGGAGGGGCAGAAGGUAUUCAGCUCAGGGUCUCAUCUGGAGUGGGGCCGCCAGCCCCUCCGCCUUCAUAGAUUUAUUUGUUACUAAGGUCAGUUCAGCUCUGAAGCUUUGGCCAACAGAAUGUUGCUUUGUCCUCAGCUGUGUGGGGGUCUAUUUUGAAGCUGUUGUUUCAAAAGGUAACCCUCGGGUUCUGUGACCCCACAUUUGCCGUCACCUGACGUGAGUAGUCAUUUAAAUUGAUUUCAGGUUCUUCGAAGGCCUCUGCGAGGCUGUGCCUUGGGGGGGAGCAGGCUGUGCCUUGGCGUGGGGGAGCAGGCCGGCUUGGGAAUCAGAGAGAGAAAGGAACUCGAUCAGACCAGGAGUUCUUUCUCAGCAGUCAUGCAGGAAGAACAGAGCUUGUCCCCAAGAAGUGGCAGCCCUAGAGCCAUAAACGAGCCCACUCCUCUGAAGUGCACGGGCUCUGGUGGCGCGCGGACAGCCACUUAGACGGGGAUGCAGUCGGCAGCCCACCCAGUGACAGCAGCGUGCAUUCCCCACCGUCUCAGGCUGGUACACACUCCCUCCCGGGCCAGAGAAGUGAAGAGGACACCCUUGAAUGGUUUCUUGACACUUGAUACCUAAAAAAAAUAUUAAAAAGCAUUUUAAAAUAAACCCUUCCGUCUCCCCUCCCCUUGCCAGAGCCUGAAACCUCCCCAUCAGUUUUUUGCACCAACUUGAGUGCUGUUGAUCACUUGGGGCAUUCAUCUGCCUAGUGACUCGUCUCAACCUCAGGUGUUUUCUAAAUGGGCAGUGUGUCUGCAUUAAAGUAAAACAGCAGCCUCUGAGCUCAGAGACGGGGACCACCCUGGAGCUAACAGGGAAGGAAUAGUAGGGGCCUCGCAUGGUCUGUUAA